This is a messenger RNA of Amoebophrya sp. A25, 1121 nucleotides long. NCBI's taxonomy places the organism in Eukaryota, Dinophyceae, Syndiniales, Amoebophryaceae. The record is from the annotation of a GenBank genome assembly.
GUUGUAGAUUUUUUAUCUAGCUCUUUAAUUUCAAGUAAUCAAUUUUUAGUCAUCAAGCUGAAGUCUUUAACUUUAUCUUAAUCUUUUGAACAGGGCUAGCGCUAGUUGCACUGGUGUGGUCUUGUCUGUGUUUACCUUUUGAACAAGGGCAGUUGCACUCCUGUGGUCUUGUUCUACUUUUUGCGCAUUCAUUACAUACCACAUGCAGAAAAUUAAACAAGUCCAGGCCGAGGAGUGGGCAGGGUCUGAAGCAAAGUCAAAGCUGUUUCAGACCUUGUUGACCAUCAGACACGAAGGGCCAUGCACAUGCUGUGAUGGAUCGCGCCUUUAUUGCUUAUAAUUUUUUAGUACUCCUGUAGGAGUACUAUAUAACACAGCGCAGCUUAUAGCACGUAUCGCGGAUGGAGUAGCAUGGAGCGCACGAAGCUCGUGCAACCUGCCCGCCCAUGGAGUGCAUGGAGCUCAUUACAAGCGUGCCACGCGCGGCCCCGCGUGGAGCACCAUGCCCCGCCGAAGUUGGGCCCCUGGUAAUGUGUCGGGAGGUGACGUAGCCGGCGCCGCUGAAGCUGACCGGCGGGGCGCCCUAAGUGAAGGGCACCAUCCAGCUUGCGAGCGGGUGCGUUGCUGGGGGCUGGCUGGUGUGCUAGACGCUUCAGGAGCCAGCCCCGCCUCGUAGUCAAUGCGUCGAGGGGCAAGGCUGUAGCCGGCGGUGCUGGGGCUGAUGCUUUGGCCGCUGUAAGGGCGCCGGCCCGCGAGUGAGUGGGCCUGGGGCCUCAGCUGUCGAGUUUGGUUGAUUGCCUAGACCCCCGAAGGGGACUGCCUUGGACGUAAUGCGCCCAGGGGUCGCGGGUGACGUCGCUGGCGGCGCUGCAGCUGAUAGACUUCUCGCUUGGCGCCCUGAGGGUGCUGGGUCCGGUCCGCGAGUGAGCGGCUCGUCGGCCUGGGGGUUGGGGCUGGCGGGUUGGAUGCCUAGGGUAGGCCCUGGGCUGCCGGGCUGAACGCGUGUAAACUCUGAUGGAGGAGCGGGCCUGAAGAAACCUCAGAAACUGUUCUGAUAUAACUCUAACAAACAGCGACAGCGGGAGCGGACAUGCCUGAGGCAUCAUGAGCAUGACAUGACA